Homarus americanus (American lobster) is the source of this 10357-nucleotide messenger RNA. RefSeq names its product protein LSM12 homolog B-like. The transcript has 5 exons. Lineage: Eukaryota; Metazoa; Arthropoda; Malacostraca; Decapoda; Nephropidae. The record is from RefSeq and is a predicted model, not a curated record. The coding region runs from base 64 to 672 and encodes 202 amino acids.
CUCUUUUGUUGAUUGUUAUAAACCCCAGAAUAAUAAACACCUUGGAUCACCCAGAGGAGCAAGAUGGCUGAAUCUAAUGAGUGUUUCAAUAUUGGCAGCACAGUUAGUUGCUUGACUUGCUUUGACGAGGAGCUGCAAGGGGAGGUGGUGGCCUUUGACCCACACGUGAAGCUUCUGACUCUGAAAGCAGCAGCGAGCAGUGGACGUGCAUCUUUAUGUGACAUACGCAUGGUGAACCUUAGCUACGUCUCACAAGUUAAUGUAUUGAGGGAAGCGGCUGGAUCCCCUUUACCCUCCCUGCCAUCUCUAAAUCUUGCUAAGCUUAAUUCUCGUGCAAAGAGAAGCAUAGAAGAAAAACAACGAUUAAUCCAGGCGAUGCAGUCAGGGGUGUCUCCUGAGGGCCAGAAGCUGUUCAUAGCUAUUUGUAAAACGAUAGAGGAGGUGACGUGGGCUGGAGCCAACAUCCUGGUCAUGGGCCAGGUACUCAUCUCCCCACCCUACCUGCCAGAGAAUGUCAGAGAACACAAGGAAGGCAAAGAAACUAACACCAAGACUCUUAGUUACAUCAGGAAAAUUGUGGAUAAAUUCCAUAAGGACCAACAAUCACUUUCACUGAACAAUGGAACAAGUGCAGCACCAGUAGUAGCAGAGGUACAGCCAGUUUCACAGUGAGAUACCAAUGACUAUACACCUCAGGCAUGUACAACAUCAAGGUGGGGAGAUAUGUGGGCUCUCCCAAGUGAAUGUGCUCCAUUUAUUUUAUAAUAUUUGCCAAUAUGUAAGUGCAGGCCACUCAUCAAGGUCAGUUGUUGUGUGAGUCAGCAGAUUUUGAGUGAUUGAUGAUCAUGAGUGAUGAAGUAUGAAUGUUAUGGCAGUUGAAAAAGUGCAAUUUCGUAUUUUUUUUAUACUGGGCUAUGGUUUUUACCACCUAUCCUUGUUCAUGGGUUACCAAAAAUACUUUCUGGUCCUUGGUAUUCAAUAUUGUUAGUCAAGUAGAGUUUAAAUUUUUUGUAAAGCCUUUUGCAUUAUUGCAUUUGGAAUGUCUAACAGUUGGCUAUUUAAAAACCAAUGUGAAGGUUGUCAGUAAUGAAUGUCAUAAGGCAUAAGACAAAGUGGAGAAGGGAAUGAUGUAUGUUAGAUUUAUAAAGUAAAUAUUAUUGAAAUAUUUAUAUCAGAUGUGUUUUCUUGUGCAUUUAAAGAAUUUUGGAAUAUAUAUUAUAAAUAUAUAUAUGGAGAGGAAUCUCUUAUUGUAUUGAUAUACAACAAGUCAAGGGAUUAUUUCUGGUUAAGUUGGUGGUUGAUAUGGAAGAAAAAAAUCCAAGAAAUGUUUAUCUUUCUUUGAUAUUGAUGAGUUAUGCCAGUCUUAAUACGUAUUGAAUAGGUUGUCAUACUUCUGUGGAAAUCCACAAACGUCUUCACAAGUUACUUUAUAUUGUUUUCUAAUGUGUAUUACAAAGGUGCAGCUAUUGUUAAGACAAUAUGAUAGAACUUUCCCAUGUCACUGAGGAGAUUCGCUUUAAGUAGUUGUAUUAUCGCUUGAUUUCUGUGAAAAGACCCUGACAGUAAGCACGACUUAGAUGGUAAUGGAUAAGUUUUCUGACUAACUAGUGUCCAAUUUUGAAACUUUGAAAAAUAAUGAUAUAACUUACUGAAAUUCCACUUGGCACGUACCUGUAUCCAGUUUUGAAACUAGCCUUCUAGUCUGUCAGACAGUUCAUAUUACAGUACCUGUUUACAGUCUUAAACCACAAAUGAAUUUACAUAAACAGCUUCAUGAAUACUCCUCAUUCAGUCUAGCAAUGUACUUAGAUAUACAGUAUUGGAUUUUUUUAUGAUGAAAAUAUUUUGGUAAGGCAUGCAAUGUCUUGAGCAAACUAUGUCAGUCACUUUGCAUCUUUUUAUGUUGAUUGAGCUGGUAAAAUUUUAUUUGGUACUUGUAUUUUCAAUUAUCUUGUGGCCAGUCUAAUAUACCUACUAAAUUCCUUUAAUUCAUUUGACAUUUGGUCCCUAAACCUUACUACAUUGUAUAGCCUUCUCCCUCUUUCCAAAAAUUCUCAAUCACCUCGAUUGUAUGGAUGUCUCAUAAUACCGUAAAAUAUAUAUAUAUUAUUAUUUCUCUCCCAUUUUUACCUCGGGUGGACUUGGGGCAGAUCAAAAGGUACAUAAUCCUCAUAAAAAGGGAGCGAUUGUAUAAGAGGACUAGUAAUAUACUUCAUAUACUACUUCCCUCUCAUGUUAAUAAUCUACGACUCUAACCUCCAUCUCUGUACUGUAUUUUUCAUUAUUUUCAAAUAUAGGAACUGCUGACCUUCAUUUUGUGCUCUUUAUAAAGACAAUGCUUUUAAAGCUUAUAACUUUGCUCACCAAAUAAGUUUCACAAAAUUUCAAAGCAGUUUUUCUUUAUUCUCAGAUAUGAAUACUGUGGUUUUGCUUGAAAGCUUGUUCUUGCAAUACUUCCCUGUAUUAAUUUCAGUUCAUCCAAUGUUACUUGAAAGAUGUGCAAACUUGCAAAUUAUGCUCAGGAUGAUCCACUAUGCCAUCUGUGUCAUUAAAAGCCCUUAGUAGGAGACAUUUUCCUGUUUUGGGAGCUUCAACCUACUCUUGAGAGAAAUUAUUUGAAGUACUUUUUAUUUUUGCGUUUUUUUUGCUUUAUUCAAGAAACAUCAUCCAAUUUUUUUAUUUAAUAUAUUUAGUAGUUUUAUUUUAAUGUAUUAUAUUAUUUCCAUUAUCUUUUCCACUUAAUUAUUUUCAGCACUUGGAUGUAUUCCAUUCAGUAAAAAAAUGCUAAUAUUUAUGACUACUGUACUAGUGGGUUCCACCUGCAAAGUAAGAAAACAGUUUUAAUGCAGGUGAAUAAAAAUAAGGGUGGCAGAACCUUCAAGAGCAGUGGCAGUAAGCUAAUGAUAAAGAACUUUUAUUACCAAGACUUAGGAACAGUCCCCUUCACCAGUGCAUUUACAGGGGCUCGUCAGGUUUUGUACAGUGUGGCAGCCCUGUGUUUGUUUACAUUCGACAGAAGGAAACUCACAAAAGUAAACAUAAUAAGGAAUUAAAGUAAAACAUUAUUUAAACAAAUAUCUCAAUGUAAUGGUUUGUGGAAUGUUUAUAUGAUGAGCCCCUGUAAAUGCUCUAGUGAAGGGAACUGUACAUAGACCAUUGAAUGUCAGAUCACAGUGUACAAGACAAUAUAAAAUACUGUAGGAGGAACUUCAGUUUUUGAGGUUUCUUAUCACUUUAGACAAUGUAUAAUCCCUUAAUACAUAUACAAAUAAGUGUGGUGAGGACAAUGGAGACAUAUCAGUGAAACAACUGAACAAUGGCAAUAAGACAUUAGUAGAUACGAUGGCAAGGGUCUUGAUGAACCCAGUUGCUAUACUUGUUUAUUAAGUAAGCAUGUUAUAUAAGGGAUUAUUGAUUUAUAGUAGCAGAUAAUUUUGAAUAAUGGCUGGACCAGCAGUUUUCUGUUGUCUGCAUGUGUUUAUGCUUACAUAACUGCCUUUUGUUUUAGUGAUUGAAACGUGAGAAGUGCUAAAGGAAUCUCUUUUAUUAUUUCUUGAUAAAUUACUGUACGUAUACACUGUCAUCAAACAUAGAAAUCUUGCCAAAAUUUUAAUGGGCUCUGAUGACAUUACAAUAUACUGUAUUAGAUCUUUUUCUUGACUGUUCAUCAAUAAUACAGUUCUUUAAGAGGCCUGCUGCUUUUCCAGUCUCUAAGCCUGGAUCACCUUCCUCCACCACCAUGAUUGUUUCACUCUUGCUGUACCAGCUGAUUCAGUCUCGUUACUCUUCCAUGUACAUCAACCCCCUUGUCUCCUGACUUUCACCUUGUACUUAAUAAACACAUUACCUUUAUUUAUACUGGGGUCAUGUUUCUAAGAAAAAAUGCUGGGCAAAAAUGAAAUAUAAAAAAUAUAUAUAUAUCUAUAGUAAAGGGUGUUAUUUUUCCAGCCACAGUAAAAGUUCCCAUUUGACAAUUAAUCUUUAUUAUAUAAUGUUCCAUGCUUACAUUAUACCAACUUAAUAACUAAUAACUGUGAAUGUUAUUGAAUGAACAUUGUAAAUUAAUAUACUGUAUUCUACUCUUUAGUAUGCGGCAAUAUGCCAUUUUCUACAUGAGUAGUAAUAAUCUUUAUUAUUACAUUAUUAUAAUAAUUAUUAUUUUCAAUUAAAAUCGUUGAUGUCGAUAUGACUGCGACUUUAUAGUAAUAACUUAAAAGCACCUCACCAGGCAUCACAUGAGACUCCACUGCUAGGCGACCAGGCGAAUACUCGCGACAAAUUUAAACUGUGUUGUGCGCGUUAUUUUGAAAAUAGGUGCGUGUAAUUUAGCUUUUGGUAUUAAUUGAACAAUCGUGUUAUUCCAAAAAUGCUUAAAUCAAAUGCACGUAAAAUGCGAGUUACCUGUUUGUAUAUACUUUUUAUAAUGUUAAUAUACGUCCGAUUGUACAUAUGCCUGUCCACACAUACACACACUCGGAUGGUCUUCACUUGCUACAUGUCCUUUGUUGUAGUAGUUUCGCAUGGUAAGCUGUCAAAGCUGGCUGUGUGUACAGUCUACAGCUUAUACCUUUAACAGGGUCUCGGAAUUCAUCAAAUGAGUAAUACUGUACAGUACUCAGUAUUGUACUGUCAACAAACCAGCACAUUGAAAGUCUGGCCUGAUCUGGGCCCCAACAAUUAUAGAUAUUAAAAUAGUACAGUAUAGAGGUACUGUAUAUUAAUUUUUGGAGUAGAUUUAGAUUUAAAUAACAUGACAGUUGGAAGAUUAUAUAUGUACUGUAUAAACAGUUUGUAAAAACAUUGAGGGGCUAGAAUCAAGAGGAACACAAACUGAACUUUAUUUCUUAUUCAUUCUUUCUUAUUACCUUACUAAGUGUGGUCUACUAUACCUCUGUAUAGUACAGUACUGUAUAGAUAGAAGUUGAUAUGAAUUUGAUUAUUCUCUUAUUACCUUUGGCACUGUAUAGACUUCAAAGUUGCAAUUAUCUGUUGAUUGAUUAUUUUUUGCUAUUAAUUACUGAAUACUGGUGGCUGUCUGUGGCACAUGAGAACCCAAUACUGUACUGUGAUGUAAAAGAAGAGGAUUAUGAUGUUCACAGUUUUGCAAGUCAUCUGUCACCGUCAAUAUGAAAUGCCGCUGUACGGUUACAUAGAAAUUAUAAGGUAUAACAUCAACAACCAAUUUACUAUUGUUAUAGUUUUGAGCUCAUUUAUAUAUACUGUGUACAGGUACUUUAUCUUAUUAUACAGGCUGUUUUAUUUCUUAUUUAUUUGCAUAUUUUUAUUGUUCACUAAAUUGUAUACUGUAAUUGAUUAUUGUUCUCUGCAUUUAAAGUAUUUUAUAUCAGUUGUUGACACCCUUUUGACUUCGAGAAUGCCUUGGUGAAUAUAAUAGCAUUAUUACCGGGUAAUUUAAAAGUUUUGAUACCCUAGUACUGUCGAGCAAAUUCUCUUGAAAUAUUUUUUUUUGUGCUCAUUAUUUUUGUCCCCACAAACUCUUCAAUUCUUUGACUAAUUUGUGUGGUAUUCUCUAAUAUUUGUGGUCAAGUGCUACAUUUGUUUGUUCAGAAUUUUCCUAUUAUUUGUCAUUCAGCCUCUGAAUGCCUUACCAGAUGCAUUUUGGCAUAUACUGAACAACAACAUUCAGAAGAGUCUUAUAAUUAAUGAUGAGCUUCACCUAGGCUCUGACUGUAUGCAAGGAUCAAUUACCUCUGGAAGUUACAGUACAAUACUUAAAAUCUCUUUAGUGCAUCACAUUGAAUAAGAAAUUUUCAUCAUUAUUGAUAAUACUGUACGUAAGUUGUAAACCAAGAUUAUUUUGUUUGCAUUUCCUUUGCUCUUUGUCUACUAAGCUGACCUUUGAGCUAUGUUAUGGUUAUUUUUCAACUUGUAAUUUCAGGUAGAUAAAGUGUACAAUUUAUUUUUUUUUUUUACUCUAUUACAUGCACACACAAUCUUUCAUACAGAAUAUGCAAAAAAAAAAAUAUUUGCCAUAAGGUCAAAAACAUAAAGGGAUUAAACAUUUCUUAUGUGCGUGGGAGUUAGCACACAGAUCUGGGAAGGGGAUGUAGGGAACGGAGUGGGGAAAUUCAGUUGCUCGCUGUGUCCUGUGUAGUGAAACGAUUGCCAAAUGGCAAUUCAGUAUUUUUUAUUUUAAUUUGUUUAUUAAUAUUUUUAUUAAUCCUCAUAUUUACUGUUGAAUGGGGGUACAAAAAUACUGUAAAAGAUGCAAAGAAAGUGUUCAUCUUAUCCUCGUCAAAAGCGUCUCUAUGAAAACAAAGCUGAAAAGAAACUGUUUGCCGAGUGCAUCUACAGCGUCAGGAAUCCUGCCAAUCUCUUUGCGCAGGUGUGGAGUGUUUAUUUAUUUAUUUUUAAUUAAGUGGUAUAAUGUAUUGUACUGUAUAUUUUUAUAAUAUAAUUUAUUUAUUAUUUGUCAUAUGAAGGUGCUACUGUACAGUAUAUUGAUCUAAAAGUGUGGCAAACCAAACACCAAAUAAGAGGCAGAAAUUUAUAACUUAUCACCCUUAGCACCGACCACCUACAGUUUCCUGUAAGUAGAAUAUACCUGUAUUCUAAUAUGGGUUAAAUAUUGUAAUGUACAGUACUGCUUUAUCAGUGCUUAGAAUGCUUAAAAGUAUUGUUCCCACAAAAAAAAUUGCUUAAAAUGUAUAUUUUUAUUUUUUGGGGGACAUUUUUUUCUGUAGGAACAUAUUUUCCUUUAUUUAAUGGGAGUCAAUAAGAAAAAUUGCUUAACUUUACAUACAAUUAAUUUAUGUGAGGUUGUCCAGGAAAGUAACCUUUUGUAAGUUGAAGCACUCCUGUAUUUGGGUAACAAUCAUUAGCCAUCAAAACUUGUAAUACUGUACUAGACUCACCAUAUUUUGGGCUGGAAUCUUUGUGCAUAUCCAAUAGGUAUUGAUAUGCCACAGUGGCAUUUUUAUUGAUAGAUUCAGCAAGGGAAGUGUUGGUCAGAAGAAUGAGGAAUCUUGCUGUUCAUGAGCUGGUAUUUGCAAGCAGUCUUAAACCCCUUAUACUGUACCUGGAAAUGCAUCUGGUGUUGUGAGCUUAUUGCCACUCAAGAUUCUUGUUUUAGAUUUAUUUAGAAGGAAAAAGUAGCAAAUAAUAUACAUGUACAGUAUAAUUGUCAAUGCUGUACUGUUAAAUUCAUUAUGUGUUGAACAAAGAAUUUAGAUGAUCACAGUUUUUCCAUGUACUGAAUUAACUUUAGAGUAUUUGAAAGAUAUAGGUAGUCAAUUUGUUAAACUGGUUCUCAAGAAAGGGUACUACUUGUAGGGUCUUAGGAUGUAAGAUUUCUAGUGGUAAAGGAGAGUGGAAAGUGUGUUGCCAUUAAUUCAUCCAUAUCGUACUCGGUAAAAGCUUAUCUAGAUUAAUUUUUAAAUGGUUAUCCAUCUAAAUUGACAAGUUAUGUUUUUUAUUUAAACCAGGUUAUGUCAGGAUUACCCCAAAUAGACAUGCAAAGAAUGGCACUCAUUAGUUUGGCUGUUCUCGGACAUGACAUGAUGGAGUCAGAUGUUUUCAACUGGUGCCACUAAAGAGUUUUAUUAUAUUAGUAUGCAGUAGAAGUUCCCCAGUGCAUUUAUUGUUGAGCAGAAGUGGAAGAGGAAAACAAAAUAUUUUUGGAAAAACUUGAGCAAAAGAUUUUGUUUAGUUUAAGUGUGUUUCACACUGUAUCGAGAACUAGAGUUUUAGCAGUAAUGUAGCAAAAUUUGUGUGAAUACAGUACUUUAUAUAGGAAGAAUUCAAGACAAAUAGAUUUAACACGAUUAUUGAUGUUAGCAUUGUUUUUAACUGUUUCACCCAGUGUAAAUGGAAUUGAGGAGUAAACCAUGAUUGAUUUCAAGAAUGAACAUGAAAGUACUAUAGGAGACAAAAAAAAUAUAUGAGUAAUUUAUUAACCCUUUCAGCCUCAGACAUUUUUGCCAAAAAAUCGCAGAAAAAAAACAAAUAUAGGGCUCAUUUUACUGCCAUGGAAUUGUUUGAUUAAUUGUAAUGGGGUCUCUUCUUGUGUAAAAUUGUCUGAAAAAUUGUAUGAAACCAUAAAAAAUAUAAAAUUCUUGAAUUUUAAGCCACUUCUUUCGCGUAUAAGUUGAAAAAGUAGGAAAAUGUUAAGUAAUAUCGAUUUCCAUUUGCAUUUUCCUUGUAUUAUGGUGUUCAUUGAUAUGUACUAUAUACCAAAAUAAAGAACAAAGCAUGGAGAAUAUAGUGGUAUAAGGAAAAAUAAUGUAAAAACUAGUGGAAUAAUUAAAGGGCCGAGCAGCGCACCCUUCUCUCGCUCUAAUGCCCAGAGCGACACUGGCUUCAUGCUGUGCUGCCAUGCACGCAAUGACCAAUACUGUCUAAGUGAAAGUGAUGAGGCCCACACAAAGAAAACGAUGUCUUUCAAAUGGCUAGAUGACAGAAAAUUAAGUACCUGUAAUAUAUAUUGUUAUAGAAUUUUUUUUUUUUUUUUACCUUUUCACACCACUUACAGUAUACAUAUACCUCACUUAUGUGACUUUAUCACAUAUGCCAUAUAUAUAUAUAUAUAUUUUUUCAUUCCUUUGUCCAUAAGAUUUUUAUCUAUUUGUACAGUAAAACAGUACCUGUAAUGAUGAAACAAUGGCACUAAAUGUAUCCCUUGUAUUUCUUUUGGGUCUUGAGAAAUUCAAAAUUGAAUUUGAAUGUUUAAAAAGUUUUUGUGGUGAGUUUUAUCUGUUUGGGAUGACACAUUUGGUGAAUGGUGGUCUGGGUUUAGUUGAUGAACUUCAAAGCUUUAGUAAAUGCCACCUAAACUUUACUUGUAAUUAGAAAAACAAAAUUUUUACUGACAAAUCCAAUUGUUGAAGUAUGCUGUAAAAACUAACAUUAUAAAUAUGAAGUUGACCAUUAAAUACUUAUGUAGAAAGGUAUUUAGCAAGUAUCUUUGUCUGCAAACCACUAGCAAUAAAUGAACUUGUAAAAAAUGGAUGAAGCAUGAAUUGACUUUAAAGGGUGUGGUGAUUUUUUAUUUCAAUGGAAUUCCCAACUCAUCAAGUAAAAUUUAUUUGAAAAUAUCUAAAGAUAAUUUUUGGGGAGGGAAUAGUUUACAGUGUGCAUUAAUGUUCAAUAUUUAAUUACAAAUUAAGAGAUGUUGAAGUGUAUGUGCCAGGUCUUCUCUCCCUUUCAUCAUCAUUUCCUAAUGCAUAUAUUUUAUCCAUAAAAAUACAUGUAUCAUGUGAGAAUUAAAAUGGGAUUUCACUAUAUUUAUAAAUAAUAAAGGAAGGGGGUAAAGCCAUUACAGGUUGGGUGUCCCUUAUCCAAAAUUUCCAAAUCUGAAAUGCUCUGAAAUCUGAAAGUCUAUUUCAUUAUAUUUGUGGUAGAUCAUACACUGAAAAUGGCAUAUAUCACAAAUUUUACUAGGGUAAGUAUGUAUGUGUAAUGAAUAAAGGCAAGACACAUACUGCUCAGUGCUUCAGAGUCAGGCGUCAGGGCAGUGCCAAACAAAUGGUAGUGAUUGCUUUCCUUUCUGGGUCUUUAAUGUACAUCUUAUCACACAUUUUAUACCCAAAAUGAUUAAAUUAUAUUUAAUAAAACUACCUGCAAAAUAUAUAUAUCCAUAUACUGUAAAUGAAAUAUAAAUGAAUUUGGUGCAUACCAUUGACUUGGGCCUCAUCUCUGCUGGGUGAGCUACUGCAUGAUACAGGUUCUGUAUACAGGAUAUAGGUACUGUAUUCCCAAAUCCGAAAAUAUCCCAAAUCCGACAACCUUAAGGCCCCAAGCAUUUUGGAUAAAGGAUACCCAACCUGUACCAAGAUGCAGCAUUGAAAGAAUAGUACAGUAUACUGUAGUAUGAAUGUGUGUGUGUGGUAAGCAUGUCAGGGUAAAUGGUUGGUUGGCACAUUAACACUGUGUCUGGUUGUGUGGAGCAUAAGGAUAUUGGUUGAGGACUCAGGCUUAGUAUACAGAUUACAUAGUAGAUGCUCUUUGGUUGAUAUGCUCUACUGUAUAAUUAGGAGCCCUAGGCCUAGUAGUUCUCUAAUACCGUUGUUUUCCCCACAAAGGGUUCAUGCAAAUUUUGAUUUGUAUGCACACUUAGAUGUGGGAUGAGAUAUAUUGUUAUAAUUUUUUAUGAUAAAAUGAGAAAAGUUCAAAACUAAAGGUGUAUAAUGAGUGGAAUAGUGAAGAAAAGCUGUUCAUUCCACUCUGUUGUCAUUAUUUAUAAUUGUUUCUUUUUGAAUAUCAGAUUUUUUAUAAAACAACAUUGAUGAAUUAAUGUAAAAAUUGAAGACAUAUAAACAAAUUGCAAAUUUAGUGAAGAAUGGUUGAUAAUUUGUAAUUUAUGAACUGUAAAAAUUGUCAAUAAAGAUAUAGAACUAUA